CGAUGAUCGUUGAGUCCUCGUAAAAUUUGCCCGCGUGCCGGUUACACAGUUCGCGUGUGCAUAACGGAAAAUCUUUUGUAGAUUCGUGAGAUCGAGGACGUCGCGUGUGAAGGAAACAAUAUCGUUUUUUGAAGGCAAGCAAGAGAUGGCAGAUCUAUCGGAGGAAGUGCCGAUCAAGGAUGCCGCGACGGCGAUCUCCCAGGGCAAACGUCAUCUCCUAGUACGCGAUUACAACUUGGCGGUGGUUGUCCUAGCUCAGGCCUGCGAACUCCUUGCCCAAGAACAUGGUGAGACGGGCGACGAGAUGGGCGAACUCUAUCUGCUUUACGGACGAGCCCUUCUGGGUCUAGCACGUGAGGAAGCAGGGGUGUUGGGGGGCGGUGUACCCGGCUCUGAGGAAGUUAGUCAGGAUGAGCAAGGUGAAGAGGAAGAAGAGGAGGAAGAGAACGAGGAGACCAUUACAGAAAGCAGCAACGGUAUGGAAAAUAGCCCUUGCACAUCGAAUGAUAAAGAAAAUGAUAAAUCAGAACUGAAAGAGAAUGAAGAUCCAAAGGAUACAAAGAGUGAAAAGGACGAGAAGAUGGAGAAUUCCAAAGAAGAUAAAAUAGUCGAUAGCAAAAUCGAAGAAAAAACACAAAAAGAGGAAACUCCUGGCUGUAGUCGAGAUCCUGAUGUAUACAAUGGCGAGGCUUCUGGAAGUAGUAUGAAGAGAGAGGAGGAUGAGAAGGACGGGGAGGCAGAAGAAGAGGACGUUGAGAAGGAAAACGAGGACGAUGUGAAUAAUUUACAGAUUGCCUGGGAAGUCUUGGAACUGGCAAAACUGGUACUGCUAAAACGCGGAUCCUCAGGUUGGAAAUUGCUAGCUGAAGCAUAUCGUCUUCUAGGCGAGGUGGCAAUGGAAGGUGGCAACCACGAGAGUGCGCUGAUUGAUUUCAAAGCUUGUUUGAAUCUGCUGGAGAAAAUGACUCCACGCGACCAUCGUGCAAUUGCCGAGAUCCAUUAUCAACUCGGACUGACUCAUGCAAUGGCAAAUAAUUUUGAUGCUAGCAUCGAGCAAUUCAAUCAAGCAUCUGCGCUGUUGGAGGCGAAGAUUGUGCACCUGAAGACAAUGCAAAAUAAUCCACCUCAAUCCGAGGAUCCCUUUUAUACUGUUGAAGGUGAGAUCAAGGAAUUGCAAGAGCUUCUUCCAGAGAUCCAGGAAAAAAUUGCAGACAUCAAGGACAUGAAAAAAGAAGCCGAUGUAAUCAAAGAAAUUAAAGAAGAGAGAUUGAAUGGAUGCUCUAAAGAUGGUGAAACGAGCGAAGCUUCCGGAAGUGGUAGUAAUAUCUCUAAACCUGCUAGCGAUAUUUCACAUCUGGUAAGAAAAAAGCGUAAGGCGGAGGAUGAAGAGGAUAUAGGUUCUGUUUGCAAAAAACCAGCGCAAGAAAAAGAUGUGGCAGAAAUAGUAAAUAUGGAUCACGAGAAAUGCACAAAGAAACUCAAGCUUGAGGAAUUUCCUGUUAUAAGUGAAGGGAAAGCACAGAUAAUAGUGACAAAUAAAAAAGUCUUCUAUAAUCCAGUUCAAGAGUUCAACAGAGAUCUUAGUAUAGCGGUAUUAACAAUAUUUGCACAAGACAGAUGCAACAAAAUGGUAGAGAAAAAUAAUUCAACGGAAGACAAUAAAGCUAAUAUACUAUGUGAUAAUGAGAUGAAUACAGAGAAGCAGAAGGGAAUUACCAUAUUGGAGGCUUUAUCUGCAACAGGUUUGCGUAGCAUACGAUAUGCUAAGGAAGUGAAAGGUGUUCAACAAAUUGUGGCCAAUGAUAUUUCUGCAAAGGCAGUGGACAGUAUUAAACAAAACAUUUUGCAUAAUGGAGUUGAAAAUUUAGUAACGCCUUACCAUGAAGAUGCAACAUUGUUGAUGUAUCAACGUAGACGAAAUCGUUUUGAUGCGGUUGAUUUGGAUCCAUAUGGCUGUCCUUCGAUAUAUUUGGAUGGAGCAGUGCAGUGUGUAGCUGAUGGUGGUAUACUUUUGGUUACUGCUACUGAUAUGGCUGUACUAGCUGGCAAUACUCCAGAAACUUGUUAUUACAAAUAUGGAGCAAUAUCGAUAAAAUCAAAGUCUUGCCAUGAGAUAGCAUUACGGAUAUUACUCCAAUGCAUUGCAUCUUAUGCAGGACGGUAUGGACGAUAUAUAGUACCAUUAUUAUCUAUAAGCAUUGAUUUUUAUAUAAGAGUAUUCGUUAAGGUAUAUACAGGCCACAAUAAGUGUAAAGAAAACUCUAGCAAAAUAGGGAUGCUUUAUCAGUGCAAUGGAUGUGAAAGUAUGACCUUUCAAUCAUUAGCAACAAAAAAACCUUCCAAUAAUUAUAAAUUACCGAAUGCACCUGCAGUAAAUCAGCUCUGUAAACAUUGUCAAUAUCGGCAACAUAUGGCAGGCCCAAUAUGGUUAGGAUCUUUGCACGAUCAAGAGUUUGUAUCACGACUGUUAUGCAACUUGAAUAACAUAGAAUUAGGUACAUCAAAAAGAAUGGAAGGUGUCUUGACCAUGAUACACGAAGAACUGGAUAUUCCAUUAUAUUAUAAUCUGGAUCGUUUAAUGUGCAUAGUUAAAUGCGAUGUUCCAUCGAUAUUGAAAUUCAGAUCAGCGUUACUGAAUGCAGGAUACAAAGUAUCAUACUCGCAUGCGAGUAAAACCUCCAUUAAAACGGAUGCGCCAAAUGACGUGAUAUGGGAUAUUGUGCGUGCUUGGGAGAAAGAGCAUCCUGCAAAACGGGAGAAGCUGGCUGAAGAUAGUCCGGCUGCCCGUAUACUUAAUGCAUCGUUUACAAGAGAUAUUUCUCUCGCAGAACAUCCCCUAGCAAAUCCAAUUUCUCGUCAGAGGCAUUUGUCACGCUUUCAACAAAAUCCCACUGUAAAUUGGGGACCAGGCGUUCGUGCAAGAAUCAGAGUAGAUCUUGAAGAUAUGGUGGAAGAUUCGAAAAAAGUGAAAAAUCAAAAUAAAAAUAGUAAAAAAAAAUUAUCUGCUAUAGAACAACAAGUAAUACAAGAAUAAACACAAAAAACUUCUUGUAAUUUGUACACUCGAAGUUUACAUCUCAAUAUAUAUAUUUUGGACAAAUAUUUUAACUCUUUUUUUAUUAACAUGUCAAAUUCAAGAAAACUGCGAUAUUAUGUAUACGAAUAAUUUUUGUAACUAGCUUUGUAGGAUUAUUUAUGUCCUGACAAACAAAUGGCGAAAAAAUUAAAGUAAUUUGUGUCUGUGAAAGAGAUAUAUAAGUGUUACAUAUCCUUGUGUAUAAUAUAGUUGAAUCUUACUUUGUACACUUUUAUCAGAGAUUGUAGUUUUUGCAUUGUUGUAUGCAAAUAAUGUAUUUUAUUUUA
This is a messenger RNA of Cataglyphis hispanica, 3363 nucleotides long. Its product is annotated as probable tRNA (guanine(26)-N(2))-dimethyltransferase. Gene Ontology annotation, biological process: tRNA N2-guanine methylation. Gene Ontology annotation, cellular component: nucleus. Lineage: Eukaryota; Metazoa; Arthropoda; Insecta; Hymenoptera; Formicidae. Gene Ontology annotation, molecular function: RNA binding; protein binding. The coding region runs from base 146 to 3034 and encodes 962 amino acids. The record is from RefSeq and is a predicted model, not a curated record. The transcript has 5 exons.